Molecule: messenger RNA, 2712 nt
Organism: Carassius auratus (goldfish)
Lineage: Eukaryota; Metazoa; Chordata; Actinopteri; Cypriniformes; Cyprinidae
Product: putative solute carrier family 22 member 31
Exons: 9
Coding region: 16-1941 (641 amino acids)
Biological process (GO): transmembrane transport
Molecular function (GO): transmembrane transporter activity
Source: RefSeq, a predicted model, not a curated record
UGAAUCAGUUCGUGCAUGUGGACAACCCUCCGUCAGUUCAACUCCCAGCAUUUUACAGGAUGCAAUGUCUGUGAGGAACAGCUGUUUCCGUCGAAAAGGACUCUAGCUAUGGAGUUUGAAACUAAAAUCUACCCUCAGAUUGGUGGAUAUGGGCGAUACAACCGGAUCAUAACGCUUUUCAGCUGGUUUCCAAACUUUGCGGUUUCGUUGAAUCUUUUCAGCGAUGUUUUCUUCACGCUCGUUCCCGAGUCUUACCACUGCAAACCUGACCUGGCGUUACUGCCGCCGUCUUCUCUUCUCGGAAACCUCUCCAGACAAGCGUACCUCAACCUCAGCAUCCCGUGGCUGAAGGGGUCUGGGCUCAGUCACUGCGAACUUUACAAAUACCCGCUGAACACGAGCAACUACACGGCGAGCGAACCGAGGGACGUGGUGCCGUGCACCAGAGGAUGGGAGUACGGCAAACCAGCCGGACUACACAACAAUUUAGUGACCGAGUGGGACUUGGUAUGUGCCAACUACUGGAAGAUUCCACUCCAGCACAUUUGUUUAAUGACAGGCUGGACCUUGGGCUAUAUACUCCUUGGCACUAUGUGUGACUGGUUGGGUCGUCGGUGUGCUCUGCUGCUAUCGGUGGUUCUUUCUGGUCUGCUGGGAAUCAUGGCUUGUCUUUCUAACAGUCCUUCGGUAUUCCCAAUUCUUCGACUCUGCCAAGGCUCAGCAUUAGCUGGAGUGUUUUUGUCAUCUUAUAUUGCACGACUGGAGUGGUGUGACCCGCCUCACAGACUAUUGGUGUCCAUGGUCAGUGGCUUCUUUGCAGUGUUUGCAGAGCUCCUGUUGCCAGGGUUUGCUGUGCUUUGUCAUGAUUGGCCUGUACUUCAGGCUGUUGCCACACUGCCCCUGCUGCUAUUACUUUCUUAUUGGUGGUGUGCUUCAGUGUUCCCAGAAUCUCCUCGUUGGCUCAUAGCUACAUCUCAGAUUUCUCAAGCAAAGAAGUGUCUCCAGUCUUUUUCAGCACGAAAUGGCAUGUAUGUUAGUGAUGAGCUCUACCCUGCCGAAACACUGCUGUCAGAGAUAGAUGAGGUAUUCCCUGAAUACAACCAGCCAGAGUAUCAUCAUGUUGUAGAGUUGCGUCACACCAGAGUCAUCUGGAAGAACUGCCUCAUCUUGGGCUUUACUCUUUUCAUUGGCACAGGAAUCCAGUACUGCUUCACGCGAAACCUGCAUAUCUACUCUCCACACUUCUACUUCAGCUAUUUUCUGCGUGUGCUGACCGGAGCUCUGGCCUGCGUCUUCCUGUGUGUGUCUGUGGACCGCUUUGGCCGCAGGGGGAUACUGCUGCUGGCAGCUAUAGUCACGGGGCUGUCCUCACUGCUGCUGCUGGCCCUCACACAAUACCUGCACGGAGGGCUUGUUCUAGUUCUGUCUGUGGUGGGUCUCCUCUCGUCUCAGGCUUUGGCCAUGCUCAGUGUGUUCUUUGGCAGUGAAGUCAUGCCAACAGUUGUCCGUGGUGGUACACUGGGUCUGAUCAUGGCUGCAGGCUGCGUGGGAAUGGCUGCUUCCUCUCUAAUGGAGCUCCAGAAUAACGGCGGCUAUUUCCUCCAUCACGUGAUCUUUGCCUCCUUCGCCGUUCUCUCUGUCCUGUGCAUCAUGCUGCUGCCAGAGAGCAAACACAAACCUCUGCCAGACUCGCUUAAGGAUGGAGAGCGACAACGACGUCCUCCCCUCUUCCUCUCACACAUCAACCGGGACAACCCACCCUUACUGCGCAUGCAGCUGCAGAGCUCCGAUUACAGCCGGGAAAAUUACUCCCGUCUCGUCACAGCCACCAAAAAGAUGAUCACCAAAGAUGCUCUGCCUUACAAGAUCUCCAUUUCGUCACAAGCACCUCUACUGUCCAGUAAUGGCACUGCUCCAGACGCCAGUGAAGACUCGUCCUAGCAUUCCAACAAAGCUGUUUUUGACACGCAGGACUUCAUCUCAUAGCAUGACCAAUUUGGUCAACGCGUCUUUUCCCUGGAAAGACAUCGCUUUGUGCUUAAAAUGUGGAGUAUGUUCAGUAUAUGGUUGAGGAAUGGUAAAGUGUUCAGUUUGUUUGUGACUUCGUACAUUUAUUUUUUAUUGUUCGGGAACCCAAACUCUAUGCACAGAUGUUGCUGGGAGACUCUGUCCAUAAGUUUAUGUGCUUAAACAUCAUGUAACUCCUUUGUUUGAAUGAAGUUUAAGAUUUACCAUACCCACUAAUAGUCAGCCUAGAGCCAUCGCAUGUCCACUUAGUGGGAUCAUCUCAUGCCUCUCAUUAGUGUAGUCUUGUGACUAAAACAUAAAAACUUCCUUAACAUCACUGACUGGUGAUUCACUGAGAGGAGCUAAAACAUCCACUCUAUCCUAGUUGUAUUUCCUCAAAGUGGAAUGAAUUGCACUCAAUGACGCCAGAAUCACUAGGGAAAAGUCUACUGUUCAGAAUGUUGGAAUGAGAUUUGUUUCUGUGGAAUGGUAGCUCAUCUCAUUUCCUCCGUGUGUCGCAUCAUGUUUCUAUAUUUCAACUGUUUUGUCUAAAUGUCACGUUGUGUGUUGUUUUUCAUGUCAAUCAGAGCUACAACUGAACCAAACCUGACAAAGCAAGGGAACUGUUUUUGUCAUUGUUUUUGCUAUUUCUAUCCUAUUUUUAUUGCAUGUUUGAAUUUAAAAUAAACUGUAUAUUGUACCAAG